CAAACACUGAGGGCCCGUUGAACAUCAAAAAGCGGCAACUGCGAGAGCUGCUUGGGUUGUAUAACAGUAAGACACAGGACUUUGCGAUCGUCGUCUGCCGUUUUUCUUGUUACUUUCUCCGUCGUUCUCUUCACUCUCUUCCGCUACAUUGAGCACUGAGAAGAAGAGAGAGAAGACCAUAAUCUCACUUUUGCUUGAACUUCAACACACUUAUCUCCGCGUUUCAUGGACUCUAUCUCUCGUGCUGCGAUCGCCGGUCCCAAGUUCACUUCUCUGCCUCGCUCCACAGCCUACCUUCACUCCUAUCGCUCCCAUGGCUUAUUCUUCCACAGUCCUCGCGUUUCCAGGCCGAAUUUCUCUAGAAUCGCCAACCGAAGUGGCGUCUUUGCGCAGAUUAGGAAAGAUACUCCCGCUAUUGAUUUCAGCGAUCCUGAUUGGAAAGUCAAGUACCAGAAGGAUUUUGAACGGAGAUUUAAUAUCCCUCAUAUCACUGAUCUAUUUCCUGAAGCUGAGCCCAUUCCCUCUACUUUCUGUCUCAAGAUGAGGACUCCGGUGUUGGAGGAUUUUGCGGGUGGUUAUCCAUCUGACGAGGAGUGGCAUGGCUACAUUAAUAAUAAUGACAGAGUGCUUUUGAAGGUCAUUCGUUACUCCUCUCCAACAUCUGCUGGAGCUGAGUGCAUUGAUCCUGGUUGUACUUGGGCUGAACAAUGGGUUCAUCGUGCUGGCCCUCGGGAGAAAAUAUACUUCAAACCAGAAGAAGUAAAGGCAGCAAUUGUAACUUGUGGUGGGUUAUGCCCCGGUCUUAAUGAUGUCAUCAGACAGAUUGUCAUCACACUUGAAAUAUAUGGUGUCAAAAAGAUAGUGGGAAUUCCUUUUGGUUAUCGAGGAUUUUCUGACAAUGACUUGAGUGAAAUGCCGCUAUCAAGGAAAGUGGUUCAAAAUGUUCAUCUUUCUGGUGGAAGCUUGUUAGGUGUUUCACGUGGAGGGCCUAGUGUUAGUGACAUGGUGGAUAGUAUGGAGGAAAGAGGAAUCAACAUGCUUUUUGUGUUAGGUGGGAAUGGUACGCAUGCUGGAGCUAAUGCGAUACACAAUGAGUGCUGUAAACGAAGGUUGAGAGUGGCUGUGGUUGGCGUUCCAAAAACUAUAGACAAUGAUAUUUUGCUGAUGGACAAAACGUUUGGUUUCGACACUGCUGUUGAAGAGGCUCAACGAGCUAUAAAUUCAGCAUACAUUGAGGCACAUAGUGCUUAUCAUGGUAUUGGAGUUGUGAAAUUGAUGGGUCGUAGCAGUGGAUUUAUAGCCAUGCAUGCUGCCCUAGCUAGUGGACAAGUUGACAUAUGUUUGAUUCCAGAGGUACCAUUUCAUUUGCAUGGGCCUCAUGGUGUUUUGAGGCAUUUGAAGUACCUAAUUGAGACAAAGGGAUCAGCUGUGGUUUGUGUAGCGGAGGGAGCUGGACAGAAUUUUCUUGAGAAAACUAAUGCUACUGAUGCAUCUGGAAACAUUGUAUUUGGAGAUAUUGGGGUACACAUUCAACAAGAGACAAAAAAGUAUUUUAAGGAGAUUGGCAUUCAUUCUGAUGUGAAGUAUAUUGAUCCUACGUACAUGAUCCGUGCAUGUCGUGCAAAUGCAUCAGAUGGAAUCUUGUGUGCUGUGCUUGGACAAAAUGCUGUCCACGGUGCAUUUGCUGGAUAUAGCGGAAUUACAGUAGGCAUAUGCAACACUCACUAUGUCUACUUUCCCAUUCCUGAAGUUAUUUCUUAUCCCAGGGCAGUAGAUCCCAACAGCCGCAUGUGGCAUCGUUGCUUGACUUCAACAGGCCAGCCGGACUUCAUCUAAUUGUUUACACUAAUUUAUGCAAAAGAACCAAGAAAUCUAAGUUUUAAAGAAGUUCCAUUAAAGGACAAAGUACCAGCUUUAGAGGAUUAGCAGUUAGAGACUGUUCAUUGCCGUAGGCUGUUGAAAUAAUAGAGAGGAUGGGAUGUCCUCCAGCUGAGAAAAAUUUAUUCAUUGUAUAGUAUUUCUACUCAAGUUAAUAAAAUGUUAUAGGAAUAAGCCAAGCGAUUUGUGCUUGAUUUUUGAACUCUGAUUGCAAGUGUAUGUAUACACAAUAAUUUUUGGCAGUUCAUUGCAAAGUGAAGGAGAACCCCCAUAUUGUC
Manihot esculenta (cassava) is the source of this 2156-nucleotide messenger RNA. Its product is annotated as ATP-dependent 6-phosphofructokinase 5, chloroplastic. Gene Ontology annotation, cellular component: cytoplasm. Gene Ontology annotation, biological process: fructose 6-phosphate metabolic process; glycolytic process. Lineage: Eukaryota; Viridiplantae; Streptophyta; Magnoliopsida; Malpighiales; Euphorbiaceae. The transcript has 13 exons. The record is from RefSeq and is a predicted model, not a curated record. Gene Ontology annotation, molecular function: ATP binding; 6-phosphofructokinase activity. The coding region runs from base 226 to 1836 and encodes 536 amino acids.